Telopea speciosissima is the source of this 563-nucleotide messenger RNA. RefSeq names its product mitochondrial pyruvate carrier 4. Gene Ontology annotation, cellular component: mitochondrial inner membrane. The record is from RefSeq and is a predicted model, not a curated record. Gene Ontology annotation, biological process: pyruvate import into mitochondria. The transcript is spliced from 5 exons. Lineage: Eukaryota; Viridiplantae; Streptophyta; Magnoliopsida; Proteales; Proteaceae. The coding region runs from base 26 to 352 and encodes 108 amino acids.
GCGGAGAGACAGAAUCUGAGAUUUCAUGGCGGCUUCUAAAUUUCAAGCUUUGUGGAACCAUCCUGCCGGACCUAAAACCAUUCACUUCUGGGCCCCAACAUUUAAAUGGGGUAUCAGCAUUGCAAAUGUAGCUGACUUCGCAAAACCGCCCGAAAAGCUCUCUUAUCCUCAGCAAAUAGCUGUUUGUUGCACUGGAGUUGUCUGGUCACGCUACAGCACAGUAAUUACACCGAAAAAUUGGAACCUUUUCAGUGUUAAUGUUGCAAUGGGUGCUACAGGCAUUUACCAACUUACUCGCAAAAUUCGGCACGAUUACUUCUCCGAGCCAGAAGUGGCUGUUGCAGAAGAAUGAUGAUGACGAUAUGUAGAUUGUGCCCUCUAUCUUUAAUUUGAGACAUUGAGAUGAUGUUCUUUGCUCUUAUUUGUAUGUAACAAUGGCUUUAUCUCUUAGGUGGGAUUUUGAAUAUUUGGAUGGUGAUAAGCUGUUCCAACACUGGAAAUCUUAUCUUGUAUUAUUGGUGGAAUUUGGAUAAAAAAGUAAAGUGAUGGGGGGUGUAGCCCUU